GCAGGGAAAUCCCAGACAAGCAGACAGUGGGUAUAUAAACCUGCAUGUCCGCACCUGUACUCAUCAACCAACUGCUUCAAGGACAACUUGGAAGAGAACACAGCAAAGAAAACCUAUUGACUACCAUUUAUAGAGUAUAAUCUCUCACAGAUCUAACUUUAAACACAACAUGGAGUUUCUAAUGAAUCAGUGUCCAACAAUGACAACAUCUGAGAGUCACACCUGGAGCUCGAAGAUGCCCCAUGGCGUGGGCCUGGAGAUCUCCCAUCAUCCCCUCUCCAUGAAGCGGGUGGCGAACCUCAUCAUCGCUCUGGAGCGUCUGAGGGACCACCAGAGGACCAUGAGCCCUGGGUUCAGAGAUGAAGACCUGCUCAGCAUGAUGCUGGAGAGCGUGGUGGAAGAAAAAAUGGUGCUUCAUACGGAGGAGGCCCACCAGGGUGAGGAAGGCGCCAGAAUAAGUGGUUUCAGAAAGCUGGGUGAGGAGGAAAGCGCCCGGAUAAGUGGUUUCGAAAAAGGCCAGGGGGUGGAGUGCAGUGUGGUGGACUGUGACAAGAAGCACUGGGUCCUGAUGGCCAUGGAGCUGCAAGCUGUGAGGCUGCAGAAUGGCAAUGACCACCGCAAAGUGCGUCUGAACCUGUCUACCUACAGGCCUCCCUCAUCUAGUCUGGCGGGAGCCAGACCUGUGACCCUAGCCAUCAAGGGCACUCAACUCUACCUGUCCUGCUCCAAAAACUUAGGAAAACCCACCCUGGGGUUGGAGGAGGUGAAGGGCGACUUAACGAGGAUCCCUACGGACAGCGACAACGUGCGCUUCCUCUUUUACCGACGGGAUACGGGCGUGGACAGCAGCACGCUCAUGUCUGCCCUAUACACCGGUUGGUAUAUCAGCACCGGAGUCCAGGAUGGUGUGGAUCGGCAGGUGGAUAUGUGCGAGUUGCCACCCAAGCAGCGUUGCACCAACUUUACCGUCACGAACUAAAGACAACAGUCAAGACUGUCACAGUGUUAGAAAUAAAACAUUGUAUAUUUCGUAGGGAUUAUGUAUGUACUAAGUACAGGAAGUUUGCACGAGUGUAUUGACUUUACAGUCAAAGUUCACUCGACUUUUAAUUUAUCAUUCUGGAACGUUUUCUGUUUGCUUCCAUCAUCACGGUCUUGUAAUUUAUUGAUGCGCCAUCAUUACCUUAAUGAUGUUGCAAACCUACUAAAUGAAAUGUUGCUGAUUGUAGAAAAACAUAAUUUAAUUCCAUCUAUAAUAAGGUUAUAUAUUUUAUUUAUUGAUUUAUUUAUGUAUUAUUUACACCUAUUUAUCAUUGUAAGUAAUUGGUCAUUUGCACUGAUAACGAAUGUCCCUUGCUGUUGUAUAACAAUGCAGUUAUUCUGAAAUAAAUAGACCAUUCUAAUAAUCCUUA
Messenger RNA from Osmerus eperlanus (European smelt), 1412 nucleotides. RefSeq names its product interleukin-1 beta-like. Gene Ontology annotation, biological process: macrophage chemotaxis; neutrophil activation; immune response. Bases 170 to 979 code for a protein of 269 amino acids. Gene Ontology annotation, molecular function: cytokine activity. The record is from RefSeq and is a predicted model, not a curated record. NCBI's taxonomy places the organism in Eukaryota, Metazoa, Chordata, Actinopteri, Osmeriformes, Osmeridae. The transcript is spliced from 6 exons.